GGCAUUUUAUGAUUAGAACAUGGGAUUCAGUCUGACCUCUGACCUCGACAGUGAUAGUGAAUAAUAUGAUAUGGUAGAUAAAUAAAGGUAAUUGAAUGAAAUCUCAACGGUCACAUUUCAGAACUCAGAGAGAGAGAGAGAGAGAGAGAAUAACUCCCAACGGUCACAUUUCAGACCCCUUUUCAUCUCCAUUGACAAAACUUUCUAAACCAGUCUUCAUUUCGAGAUCAAAAAGGUACCCACUCACACUCACCUCCAAGGCUCUACUAAGCUCAACUCACACUCAGAUUGCGGCUGCUUUAAUCAUGGUCUGCUUUCUAGCUUGCUUCACUACUUCUAAUCGCCCAAAACAUCAACACUCAGAUAACGCAACUCACUCCAAAUACCAAGCCCUUAAGACUACUGAAUCGCCUCAACUCAUUGAACCACCAAAGCAAGAACAGGCUGGACAACUCACAGAAUUCAUAAGAGAAUCAAAAGAUGAGGUUGAGGAGGAAGGAAAUUGUUGUUCCGAGAAAAGGGUAACCUUUAAUUUGAAUGUUAAGACUUGUGUGGAGCCAUCUACUAAGGAAAGUAGCUGUGAUUGGGUGGAAAGUAAUGAGGAGAAGAAGAGUGGAAAUGAAGAAAAGCUAAAAGAAAUGAAACCCAUUUUGGAUACUAUUGUUGGGUCUUAUGUUCCAAAUAAUAGGUACCAAAAUUGCAGAAAAAGUACUGAUGAAUGUGAAGAUAUUGGAGGAGGAGAAGAUAGCAAUGUGGAAGAAGAUGAAGAUAGUGAGGCUGAUGAUAAAGGGCUAGUGCUGCAAGAGGAAUCUUCUGAAUCACUGUUUUCUUUAUCUAUAGAUUCUAGGAAACAAGUGUGUGAUGUUGAGAAGGGUGAAAAAGAGGUUAGUAGUCCAAUGCCAGUCCCUAGUCUUUCUGAGGAGAAAGUUAAGGCAAUUGGGUCAAGUCAAAAUGGCGUAAAAAGGUCUCGAUUUGGUCAUUCUUCAGUGUUGAGCCCAAUUGAAAAUUUCACUCAAUGGGAAGUGUUCAAAGAAGAGACACCACUUCCAAUAUCACAUUCCCAGCGUGUGAAGCAUCAUCAAGAGAAAGAGAACAGUAUCAGUUUAGAGCCAAGUUUCAAGGUGGAAAGACACAAUUCAAAACCCAAGUUUAGUGAAGUAAAGGCUGCAGAGCAAGAAGUUGGGGUAGACACCAGCCUAUCUAGCUGGUUGGUUGGAUCAGAAGCAACACCUAAAUCCAAUAGUAGUAUUGGUCACUCUACUGGGGACUCAGAGUCUGAGAGAAAGAAAACUCAUCUAGCAGUAUAAAACAGAGGCGAGUUUUAGGAGAAUUGUCUGAAUUUUCACCAUCUAUUUCUUCUUCUUCUUCAUCUUCAAGAGGGUUAAGAAGCAAGAGCAGUGAAGCAACACCUGAAAUUGGUACUGUUGGGAGUUACUGGAUUCAUACUGGUCAGAGUAUGGAUUCAAGCUCUUCUUGCAAAGGGACCAAAUCUGUUACAACUGAAAAGGAUCAAAUUGUAAAUUAUAAGUCUACUCCAUUUGAGGCCAAACUAGACACAGCUUUGGACGUGGCUGUUUGCUGAAGUUUACCAACUGAAUUAGUAGUAACAAUGUUAGCCGUUGUUUGUUUGCUUUCUUUCUCCCAUAUUAUUUUCAAUGGAUAUUUGAAAUUUAUAAUAAGUAGACUAUGUAAUUAGUUAAAUUAUUGAUAUUUCAAAUGGUAUAGUUUUAUGAAUUGUUUUUAUAUAAA
Cannabis sativa is the source of this 1749-nucleotide messenger RNA. RefSeq lists its product as uncharacterized. The transcript has 4 exons. Lineage: Eukaryota; Viridiplantae; Streptophyta; Magnoliopsida; Rosales; Cannabaceae. Gene Ontology annotation, biological process: male meiosis II. The record is from RefSeq and is a predicted model, not a curated record. The coding region runs from base 96 to 1307 and encodes 403 amino acids.